AUGACUUCAAAACCAUCCACUAGUGACGGUAGGGCUCACUCGACUUCUCAUACAUCCGGCAUGGGUAUGAGGGGAACAUCGUCAUCACACAGUCCCAGACCGUUUAGACCAUGUGCGGACUGUACAUGUUCUCCAGGUUUGCUAUCCAGACAAGGCCGUAGGGCCUCUCUCUUCCUAAGGCAACUGGAAAAUUCAAGGAGGUCUUCCAGUAUGCUACUCACUGAACUUAAGGGUGCUAGUGGUAGUAAUACAGCUGGUAACGGAUCUGUUUAUUCAUGUGACUCACUAUGCGCUACUAAUAGAGAGGUCAACACGACUGACAGGCUAUUGAAGUUGCGUCAAGAGAUGAAGAAACAUGAUUUGUGUUGUUAUAUUGUGCCUAGUUGCGAUGAACACCAGUCCGAGUAUGUGUCGUUGCGAGAUCAAAGACGCGCCUUCAUUUCAGGGUUUUCUGGAUCAGCUGGUGUGGCUUGCAUCACUAGAGAUUUGUUAAAUUUCAACGAUGACCAUCCCGACGGAAAAUCCAUUUUGAGCACUGAUGGUAGGUACUUCAAUCAGGCCAGACAAGAACUGGACUACAACUGGACACUUUUAAGGCAGAAUGAGGAUCCAAUCACCUGGCAAGAAUGGUGUGUGAGGGAAGCGCUGGAAAUGGGCAAGGGACUCGGUAAUAAAGAGGGAAUGGUGUUAAAGAUAGGUAUUGACCCCAAACUUAUCACUUUUAACGAUUACAUUUCGUUCAAUAAAAUGAUUGACACUAAAUAUAACGCAAAGGGUAAAGUGAAACUUGUGUCCGUGGAGGAAAAUUUGAUUGAUAAUAUCUGGCCUGAUUUUGAAACUUUACCUGAGAGGCCCUGUAAUGAUCUAUUACUGCUGAAAUAUGAAUUUCAUGGUGAAGAGUUCAAAGACAAAAAGGAAAAGUUACUGUCGAAGCUAAAUAAUAAAUCUUCCUCUGCGGCAACCCCCGCCAAGACUUUUAUAGUCGUUGCAUUGGAUGAAAUUUGCUGGUUGUUAAACCUGCGUGGGUCCGACAUCGACUAUAAUCCUGUUUUUUUCGCCUACGUGGCCAUCAACGAAGACGUGACCAUUCUUUUCACGAAUAAUCCCUUCAAUGACGACAUAUCGGAAUAUUUUAAAACGAGCGGUAUUGAAGUCAGGCCUUAUGAUCAGAUAUGGCAGCAUUUAAAGAAAACCACCGCCGCGCAAGCCGCCUCUGCUGAGCACAAAUUUGUGGUUCCUGAUGGAGCAUCGUGGCAAAUGGUUCGUUGUCUGAACGUUCUAUAUGACGGCGGGACGGUUAAGGGGAUGGCUCUACCAAACUAUAUAAUGAUUCACUCACCCAUCGAUGUCUUGAAGUCUAUCAAAAAUGAUAUCGAAAUAAAGAACGCGCACAAGGCGCAAGUCAAGGAUGCGGUGUGUCUGGUGCAGUAUUUUGCAUGGCUGGAACAACAACUCGUGGGGCGCGAAGCGUUGAUAGAUGAAUAUCGUGCCGCGGAAAAAUUGACUGAGAUCAGAAAAACUCAAAGGAACUUCAUGGGGAAUUCAUUUGAAACGAUAUCGUCUACAGGUAGUAACGCUGCAAUCAUACAUUAUUCGCCCCCUGUGGAAAACUCGUCGAUGAUUGACCCUACCAAGAUAUAUCUUUGUGAUUCCGGUUCACAAUUCCUGGAGGGCACCACAGACAUAACAAGGACCAUUCACUUAACGAAACCGACGAAGGAAGAGAUGGAUAACUACACGCUGGUACUUAAGGGCGGCUUGGCUUUGGAAAGAUUGGUGUUUCCCGAAAACACACCCGGAUUCAAUAUCGACGCCAUCGCCAGGCAGUUUUUAUGGUCGCGCGGGCUAGACUAUAAGCACGGUACAGGUCAUGGUAUAGGAUCGUUCUUGAACGUCCACGAGGGGCCCAUGGGCGUCGGGUUCAGGCCACAGCUGAUGAAUUUCCCCUUAAGAGCGGGCAACAUAAUAAGUAACGAACCCGGGUACUAUAAAGAUGGUGAGUACGGUAUCAGAAUUGAAAGCGACAUGCUGAUUAAGAAAGCCACCCGAAAGGGUAACUUCCUGAAAUUCGAAAACAUAACGGUGGUACCAUUUUGUAAGAAGCUGAUCAACACCAAGCUACUAAACGAAGAAGAAAAAGCACAGAUCAAUGAGUAUCACGCAAGGAUAUGGAGAACCGUGGUGCACUUUUUGCAGCCUCAGAGUAUUUCAUACAAAUGGCUGAAAAGAGAAACGAGUCCAUUGUGA
This is a messenger RNA of Saccharomyces kudriavzevii IFO 1802, 2247 nucleotides long. It is a transcript of the gene FRA1, whose product is annotated as aminopeptidase P. The transcript has a single exon. Gene Ontology annotation, molecular function: metalloaminopeptidase activity. NCBI's taxonomy places the organism in Eukaryota, Fungi, Ascomycota, Saccharomycetes, Saccharomycetales, Saccharomycetaceae. The record is from RefSeq and is a predicted model, not a curated record. The coding region runs from base 1 to 2247 and encodes 748 amino acids.